AUGGGUGACGAGUGGGGUGGAAAUAGUUAUAGAGAAGAUAGACGAGGUGGUGGUGGUGGAAAUAACUACAGAGAAGAUCGGCGAGGUGAUGGCGGCGGUGGUGGAUAUGGCGGUGGUGGCUAUGGCGGCGGAGGCGGAAGGAGAGACGAUAGAAACUCAAAUUCAGGCGGCCAAAAUUGGAGAGAUGACAAAUUCGAAACUAUGUACGUGCCGUCAAUGAAAGUUGGAAAAAUUAUUGGACGCGGCGGUUCAAAAAUCAAUGAACUCCAAGGUGAAUCAGGGGCAAGGAUACAAGUCACUAAAGAUGUCGAAGGCGAUGAUACCAUAGUAAAACUGUUUGGAAGUGAUUCUUGUGUAGCUAGAGCAAAAGAAUUAAUAAAUGAUUUGGUUACAGAACCCGACAGACGCUAUUAA
Psylliodes chrysocephalus is the source of this 414-nucleotide messenger RNA. Lineage: Eukaryota; Metazoa; Arthropoda; Insecta; Coleoptera; Chrysomelidae. The record is from the annotation of a GenBank genome assembly.